Orcinus orca (killer whale) is the source of this 11819-nucleotide messenger RNA. It is a transcript of the gene RIMS2, whose product is annotated as regulating synaptic membrane exocytosis 2. Gene Ontology annotation, cellular component: presynaptic membrane; cytoskeleton of presynaptic active zone. Lineage: Eukaryota; Metazoa; Chordata; Mammalia; Artiodactyla; Delphinidae. The record is from RefSeq and is a predicted model, not a curated record. Gene Ontology annotation, molecular function: transmembrane transporter binding; small GTPase binding. Gene Ontology annotation, biological process: regulation of synaptic plasticity; intracellular protein transport; calcium ion-regulated exocytosis of neurotransmitter. The coding region runs from base 4227 to 9152 and encodes 1641 amino acids. The transcript has 38 exons.
UAUUUCCAAGAUUUUGGAUCAUCUUUACUAUCAUUAUUCUGAAUUCUUUUUCAGGUAGACUGCCUAUUUUCUCUUCAUUUAUUAGGUCUGGUGGGUUUUUACCUUGCUCCUUCAUCUGCUGUGUGUUUUUCUGUCUUCUCAUUUUGCUUAACUUACUGUGUUUGGGGUCUCCUUUUCUUGGGCUGCAGGUUCGUAGUUCCUGUUGUUUUUGGUGUCUGUCCCCAGUCACUAAGGUUGGUUCAGUGGGUUGUGUAGGCUUCCUGGUGGAGGAGACUAGUGCCUGUGUUUUAGUGGAUGAGGCUGGAUCUUGUCUUUCUGGUGGGCAGGUCCACCUCUGGUGGUGUGUUUUGGGGUGUCUGUGGCCUUAUUUUGAUUUUAGGCAGCCUCUCUGCUAAUGAAUUGGGUUGUGUUCCUGUCUUGCUGGUUGUUUGGCAUAGGGUGUCCAGCACUGUAGUUUGUUGGUCGUUGAGUGAAGCUGGGUCUUGGCUUUGAGAUGGAGAUCUGUGGGAGAUUUUUGCCGUUUGAUAUUACGUGGAGCUUUGAGGUGUCUUGUGGGCCAGUGUCCUGAAGUUGGCUCUCCCACCUCAGAGGCACAGCACUGACUCCUAGCUGGAGCACCAAGAGCCUUUCAUUCACAUGGCUUUUGCGCCGCCCUAGUCUAGAAGCUUAUAUAUAACUUUUAUAAACAAUAAUUUAUAAAAUAUGGUCCAGUCAAGAUAAUAAAACAUCCUUUUUCUCAGUAUUGUGUCUUUGAUCCAUUUCUGCUAAAUAAUUUCACUUUAAUCUCACUGAAUUGUAAAUAGUUCUGUGUACAAAGGUUCGGUUUUUUUUAGUCAUCAGUUUAAUAAACUGUAUUAUAAAUACAUAUAAGUCUAAUUUUAGGAAAUUAUAAGUUAAAAAGAAAUUAAAAAUGCAAAGCAAAAAUAUGUUGUUUAAGAAUUCAUAUAUUUAGGGACAUCCCUGGCUGUCCAGUGGUUAAGACUCUUUGCUCCCAAUGCAGGGGGCAAGGGUUCAGUCCCUGGUUGGGGAGCUAAUAUCCUGCAUGCUGCAUAGCACAGCCCCAAAAAAAACAACAUAUAUUUGUAGUAAAAACAUUAUAAUAUGCACAAUGAUGAUAAAAAUCAAAAUCUGGAGAGUGGGAGAAGGGUACAGUCAGAGUGGGAUACACAGGAGAUUUCAACUCUUUUGAUAAGGUUUGUUUUUAUAUAUAUAAAUUUAUUUAUUUUAUUUUUGGUUGUUUUGGGUCUUCAUGGCUGCACGCGGGCCUUCUCUAGUUGGCGUUGAGCAGGGGCUACUCUUCGUUGCGGUGCACUGGUUUCUCCCUGGGGUGGCUUCUCUUGUUGCAGAGCACAGGCUCUAGGUGCGCGGGCUUCAGUGGUUGUGGCACGUGGGCUCAGUAGUUGUGUCACGCGGGCUCUAGAGCACAGGCUCAGCAGUUGUGGCGCACAGGCUUAGUUGCUCCGCAACAUGUGGGAUCUUCCCUGGACCAGGGCUUGAACCCGUGUCCCCUACAUUGACAGGUGGAUUCUUAACCACUGCACCACAAGGGAAGUCCCAAUAAGGUUUCUUUUUUAAGCUGUGUGUUCAUUCUGUUAUUUUUUAUGCUUUCUUGGAUAUCUUAAAUAUUUCAUCAUGUUUUUCUCAAGGCUGAUAAUAUCACCCAUUUCCCUUUUAAUCCUUAGGAGCUAUUGUAGGCCUCGAAUUACUUGAUUGACAAGGUGAACAAAGUUCUCUGGGGCAUCUGUACUGCUCUUAGUUUGGGUGUGGUUUCAAAGAAAAUAAUGCAAAUACUGGUCUGUAAAUCUGAGCUUCUGUGUCAGUUUGAUUCCAUCAAGAAGCAGAUGCCUAUGGAAGACAUGUUGCGAGAGAUUCAUUGGAGGGAAGUGUCUUUGAAGCAUAAAGAGGAGGCGCGGGAGGAGGCAGGCGGAGCCUUCCAUCUGUACUGUAGGCUUGACUCCUGGGACAGGAGAGCAGGAAGGAAGGAGCACCGGCUAGGAGGAGCCUCAGACUGCAGUGCAGGUCUGAAAAGGCUUGGGUGUCCUUGAGCGCACGCUGCUUGUCAGAAGAGUCCCAUGUUGUGCAAGAGUGGGCCAGCGCUGGUACCCUCUCUGCGCUCAGUCAGUGGCAGGGAGCAGCCCUGGGGAAGCCUGGCCUUGCAGCGAAUGCGGUGGUGAAUCCAGAGCGGUGGUGGCCAGGACCCCUCAGCGGGGACUCAGUCAGCUAUGCUUCCUGCAGCCAAUUCUCUUGAAGGAAUUCUGAACGGAGCAUUCCUAUAGCUGCACCCCUUGCACCCCACAGACCCACUUCUUGCAGGAUUGGGGAGCAACUCCGUGAUUUCUAAGUACUUUGCUUAAGGAGGAGUUGAGUUGGAUCAUCAGUAUCUCCUGUCACUGAAGGGCCACAUCUAGUAUUCAUCCUGUCUUCCAUCAUCCAUUUUAAAUGUUCCUCAUCCACAGCUAUCACCUUAGCAGGUUUUGGUGGCUUACCUAAUGGUGUGACCUAAACCUUCAUUCCUGAGGGGUUCCAACCUUUGCUAAUCACACCCUUAUCAGGCUGGGGUUGUUACAGAUAUCCAUUUACAACUGCAGUGGAGCGAGGGAAUACCAGUAGGCACCAAAUGGGUCACCUGUGUUCUGCACAUAGUUCUCCCAUCCCCCCGACUCCCGCUGAGCAACAUCAGUGACCCCUGCCAGAAGGGUGACUGCUCUUCUAGCUUGCUGGUCCCUGGACAUAAGAAGUCCAAAGUACCUUGGUGACAGUAAUGGCAUGUAGUUCAGUAGGACUUUUGCUGUGUACCCUAGUAAGAGUGUACCCCCUUUGGUGACCAAUUCUUGCAACCCUGAAGAGCCCAGAGUUUUAGGAAUGGUAAGCAGAGUCCUCCAGUGGGUCACUGGAAGUGAUGGUAAUUGGAGCCAUCACUUGUAUCCGAGAGAUUUGAUGCAUAUACUGCAUCCUGAAGCAUGGUACCCCAUCCUUUCAGCAUGUUGCCUCUGAGCUGGUGCUUACGUUGUGUCUUCAGUAGGCCACUCCAGUGAUCUGUGAGACUGCAGAUUGUGUUUAUGUGAUAUGAUCAGUGGGUUCUGUGGUUGGGCCCACUCUCACUCCUUUGCUGAAAUAGAUCUCCUGGAUAAAAACUGUUAUGGGGUGGGAUUCAUGCCUGUGAAUUAGGCUUUCUAUUAACACCCAAAUAGUGGUGCUGGCUGAGACUUUGUAGCUCUGGUAUCUGGCGAUAUCAGAAUAGGUAUCCCUGUGAAGUUGAAUUGCUGGCCUUUCUAGAACCAAAGGAUCCAGUGUAGUCUAGAUGACACUAAGUGGUCUGUUGUUCUCCUAAAGGUGUAGCACCAUAUUGGCAUAGCAUUAGUCUCUGUUGCCGACAGAUCGGACAGUCAGAAACACAAUAGCUAGAUCAGCUUUGGUAAGUGGGAGUUCAUCUGUUGGGCUCAAUCAUAGCCUCUAUCUUUGCCACAAGCAAUUCUAUCCAUGUGCCCAUUUUGCCUCUUCUAGGGUGGCCAGUGUCAAAUGAUGGGAUCAUUUUAUCUACUUGGUUGUUGAUGAAAGUGCCUCUUCUAUGGUGGAUGCCCAUACCCUCACCAGAGGGCCAGCCACUGACCACUGCCCAGGAAUCUCACCUAAGGCCACUUCUACAUAAAACUAUGAGCAGGGCAAGGAUUCAAUGUGGUGUUUACUCCAACUACAUCAUUCCCAUUUAUGCAUUUGGGAACUGAGGAAACGACAACUGGGUGAGAUUGUUCCAUCUGUAGUGAUCAUUAUAAGCUUUUUUCAAUUCGGUAUAGUCUAACUAAAUAAUUGACAUUGGUCCUCUGAAGCCAAAGUGUCCUGCCAUCUGGGGAUGCUGGAAUGGCCCUGUUCAGACACCAUGUACUCUCCAUUACGCAUAUAUUGAUACAGUCAGUGGAUAUUCAUGGAGAAGAACCUGCAGCGAUUCUCUUAGCAGGUGUUUUGGAAAUGGAUGAAGAAUUGAAGGCAGGAUAUUCUCCUGAAAAUCAAAGCUGAUCAUGUCAGUUCUCUGGCUACAGAAACCACCACUGCCUGCCGAAUGCCUAUAGGACAAGUUCAAAUUCUUCAGCAGAGCAUAUAAGGAACUGAAGAAAGGGCUUACAUUUUGGAGUUAGUUUGUGGCCUGUCAAGAAGACCUUGAGAACUCAGUGAAGGAUGAAGAUGAAGAUGGCUAGUUACUUCUAAAGGGUGGUUAGACUCCACCAAAUAUGUCGGCUCCUGUCGGGCCGCGGGGCCGCCCGGCUCCCACCCCGGCGGCCUCUCAGCCGCCUCUGCAGCCCGAGAUGCCCGACCUCAGCCACCUCACGGAGGAGGAGAGGAAAAUCAUCCUGGCGGUCAUGGAUAGGCAGAAGAAAGAAGAGGAGAAGGAGCAGUCGGUGCUCAAGGUCAAAGAAGAGCACAAACCACAACUGACACAGUGGUUUCCCUUUAGUGGGAUCACUGAACUGGUAAAUAACGUUCUCCAGCCCCAGCAAAAACAACAAAAUGAAAAGGAGCCCCAGACAAAACUUCAUCAGCAGUUUGAAAUGUAUAAGGAGCAGGUAAAGAAGAUGGGAGAAGAAUCACAGCAGCAGCAAGAACAGAAAGGUGAUGCUCCAACCUGUGGUAUCUGCCACAAAACAAAGUUUGCUGAUGGAUGUGGCCAUAACUGUUCAUAUUGCCAAACAAAGUUCUGUGCUCGUUGUGGAGGUCGAGUGUCAUUACGCUCAAACAAGGUUAUGUGGGUAUGUAAUUUGUGCCGAAAACAACAAGAAAUCCUCACUAAAUCAGGAGCAUGGUUUUAUAAUAGUGGAUCUAAUACACCACAGCAACCUGAUCAAAAGGUUCUCCGAGGACUGCGGAAUGAGGAGGCACCUCAGGAGAAGAAAGCAAAACUGCAUGAGCAGGCCCCGUUCCAAGGACCCUCAGGUGACUUAUCUGUACCUGCAGUGGAGAAAAGUCGAUCUCAUGGGCUCACAAGACAGGAUUCUAUUAAAAAUGGGUCAGGAUUGAAGCACCAAAUUGCCAGUGACGUAGCUUCAGACAGGAAACGAAGUCCAUCAGUGUCCAGAGAUCAGAAUAGAAGAUACGACCAAAGGGAAGAAAGAGAAGAAUAUUCACAGUAUGCUACUUCGGACAGCGCGAUGCCUAGAUCUCCAUCAGAUUAUGCUGAUAGGAGGUCUCAACGUGAACCUCAGUUUUAUGAAGAGUCUGAUCAUAUAAAUUAUAGGGACUCCAACAGGAGAAGUCAUAGACAUUCCAAAGAAUAUAUUGUAGAUGAUGAGGAUGCAGAGAGCAGAGAUGAAUAUGAAAGACAAAGGAGAGAGGAGGAAUACCAGGCACGCUAUCGAAGUGAUCCGAAUUUGGCCCGUUAUCCAGUAAAGCCACAGCCCUAUGAAGAACAAAUGCGUAUCCAUGCUGAAGUGUCACGAGCCAGGCAUGAGAGAAGGCACAGUGAUGUUUCUUUAGCAAAUGCUGAACUGGAAGACUCCAGGAUUUCUAUGCUAAGGAUGGAACGACCAUCAAGGCAAAGAUCUGUAUCUGAACGUAGAGCUGCCAUGGAAAAUCAGCGAUCUUAUUCAAUGGAAAGAACUCGAGAGGCUCAGGGACCAAGUUCUUAUCCACAAAGGACCACAAACCAUAGUCCUCCUACCCCCCGGAGGAGUCCAAUACCCAUUGAUAGACCAGACAUGAGACGUACUGACUCGCUAAGGAAACAACAGCACUUAGAUCCUAGCUCUGCUGUAAGGAAAACAAAACGUGAAAAAAUGGAAACAAUGUUAAGGAACGAUUCUCUCAGUUCUGACCAGUCAGAGUCAGUGAGACCUCCACCACCAAAGCCUCAUAAAUCAAAGAAAGGAGGUAAAAUGCGCCAGGUUUCAUUGAGCAGUUCAGAGGAGGAAUUAGCUUCUACACCGGAAUAUACAAGUUGCGAUGAUGUUGAGAUUGAAAGUGAAAGUGUAAGUGAAAAAGGGGACAGUCAAAAGGGAAAAAGAAAAACUAGUGAGCAGGCAGUUUUGUCGGACUCUAACACCAGGUCUGAGAGAGAAAAGAAAAUGAUGUACUUUGGUGGCCACUCUUUGGAAGAGGAUUUGGAAUGGUCUGAGCCUCAGAUUAAGGACUCUGGGGUAGAUACGUGUAGUAGCACAACCCUUAACGAGGAGCAUAGCCAUAGUGAUAAGCACCCUGUGACGUGGCAGCCAUCUAAAGACGGAGAUCGUUUAAUUGGUCGCAUUUUAUUAAAUAAGCGUUUAAAAGAUGGAAGUGUACCUCGAGAUUCAGGAACAAUGCUUGGCUUGAAGGUUGUAGGAGGAAAGAUGACUGAAUCAGGUCGGCUCUGUGCAUUUAUUACCAAAGUUAAAAAAGGAAGUUUAGCUGAUACUGUAGGACAUCUUAGACCAGGUGAUGAAGUAUUAGAAUGGAAUGGAAGACUAUUGCAAGGAGCCACAUUUGAAGAAGUAUAUAACAUCAUCCUGGAAUCCAAACCUGAGCCACAAGUGGAGCUUGUUGUUUCAAGGCCUAUUGGAGAUAUACCUAGAAUACCUGAUAGCACACACGCACAACUGGAGUCCAGUUCUAGCUCAUUUGAAUCUCAAAAAAUGGAUCGUCCUUCUAUUUCCGUUACGUCUCCCAUGAGUCCUGGCAUGUUGAGGGAUGUUCCACAGUUCUUAUCUGGACAACUUUCAAGCCAAAGCCUUAGUAGAAGAACAACGCCUUUUGUUCCUAGGGUUCAGAUAAAACUAUGGUUUGACAAGGUUGGUCACCAAUUAAUAGUUACAAUUUUGGGAGCAAAGGAUCUCCUUUCCAGGGAAGAUGGAAGGCCAAGGAAUCCUUAUGUUAAAAUUUACUUUCUUCCAGACAGAAGUGAUAAAAACAAAAGAAGAACUAAAACAGUAAAGAAAACAUUGGAACCCAAAUGGAACCAAACAUUCAUUUAUUCUCCAGUCCACCGAAGAGAAUUUCGGGAACGAAUGCUGGAGAUUACCCUUUGGGAUCAAGCUCGAGUUCGAGAAGAAGAAAGUGAAUUCUUAGGAGAGAUUUUAAUUGAAUUAGAAACAGCCUUAUUAGAUGAUGAACCACAUUGGUACAAACUUCAGACCCACGAUGUUUCUUCAUUGCCACUUCCCCACCCUUCUCCAUAUAUGCCACGACGACAACUACAUGGAGAGAGCCCAACACGGAGGUUGCAAAGGUCUAAGAGAAUAAGUGAUAGUGAAGUCUCUGACUAUGACUGCGAUGAUGGAAUUGGUGUAGUAUCAGAUUAUCGACACAAUGGUCGAGAUCUUCAAAGCUCAACAUUGUCAGUGCCAGAACAAGUAAUGUCAUCAAACUAUUGUUCACCAUCAGGGUCUCCUCACCGAGUGGAUGUUAUAGGAAGGACUAGAUCUUGGUCACCCAGUGUCCCUCCUCCACAGAGUCGGAAUGUGGAACAGGGACUUCGAGGGACACGCUCUACUAUGGGACAUUAUAAUACAAUUAGCCGAAUGGAUAGACAUCGUGUCAUGGAUGACCAUUAUUCUCCAGAUAGAGACAGUCAUUUUCUUACUCUACCUCGCUCCAGAUACAGUCAGACCAUUGAACAUCAUCACAGGGAUGGCAGGGAUUGUGAAGCAGCAGAUAGACAGCCAUAUCACAGAUCCAGAUCAACAGAACAACGGCCUCUCCUAGAGCGGACAGCCACCCGCUCCCGAUCCACUGAACGUCCUGAUACAAACCUCAUGAGGUCGAUGCCUUCAUUAAUGACUGGAAGAUCUGCCCCUCCUUCACCUGCCUUAUCGAGGUCUCACCCUCGUACUGGGUCUGUCCAAACAAGCCCAUCCAGUACUCCAGUGGCAGGACGAAGGGGCCGUCAACUCCCACAACUUCCACCAAAGGGAACAUUGGAGAGAAAAGAAGUGGACUCCACAAGGAGAAGACGUGCAGGUGCUAUGGAUAUAGAGGAGAGAAAUCGCCAAAUGAAAAUUAACAAAUACAAACAGGUAGCCGGAUCAGAUCCCAGACUGGAACAAGAUUACCAAUCAAAGUAUCGAUCAGGAUGGGAUCCUCAUAGAGGGGCAGAUAAUAUUUCCACUAAAUCUUCGGACAGUGAUGUAAGUGAUAUAUCUGCGGUUUCAAGGACUAGUAGUGCUUCUCGUUUCAGCAGCACAAGCUACAUGUCUGUCCAAUCAGAACGGCCAAGAGGAAAUAAGAAAAUCAGUGUCUUUACAUCCAAAAUGCAAAGCAGACAAAUGGGCAUCUCAGGGAAGAACAUGACUAAAAGCACCAGCAUCAGCGGAGACAUGUGCUCGCUGGAGAAGAAUGAUGGCAGCCAGUCUGACACUGCAGUGGGCGCCUUGGGCACCAGCAACAAAAAGCGGCGCUCUAGCAUUGGGGCCAAAAUGGUAGCUAUUGUUGGUCUCUCCCGGAAAAGCCGCAGUGCUUCUCAGCUCAGCCAAACGGAAGCCAGUGGUAAAAAGCUACGGAGCACCGUGCAGAGAAGUACAGAAACAGGCUUGGCUGUGGAAAUGAGGAACUGGAUGACUCGACAGGCAAGCCGAGAAUCUACGGAUGGCAGCAUGAACAGCUAUAGCUCAGAAGGAAAUCUGAUUUUCCCUGGUGUCCGCUUGGCCUCUGAUAGCCAAUUCAGUGAUUUUCUGGAUGGCCUUGGCCCUGCCCAGCUAGUGGGGCGGCAGACUCUGGCCACACCUGCCAUGGGUGACAUUCAGGUAGGCAUGAUGGACAAAAAGGGACAGCUGGAGGUGGAAAUCAUUCGGGCCCGUGGCCUUGUUGUAAAACCAGGUUCCAAGACACUGCCAGCACCAUAUGUAAAGGUGUAUCUAUUAGAUAAUGGAGUCUGCAUAGCCAAAAGGAAAACAAAAGUGGCAAGAAAGACGCUGGAACCCCUCUACCAGCAACUAUUAUCUUUUGAAGAAAGUCCCCAAGGAAAGGUUUUACAGAUCAUAGUCUGGGGAGACUAUGGCCGCAUGGAUCACAAAUCCUUUAUGGGAGUGGCCCAGAUACUUUUAGAUGAACUGGAGCUAUCCAAUAUGGUGAUUGGCUGGUUCAAACUUUUCCCCACUUCCUCCCUAGUAGAUCCAACCUUGGCCCCUCUGACAAGAAGAGCUUCCCAAUCAUCUCUGGAAAGUUCAACUGGACCUUCUUACUCUCGUUCAUAGCAGCUGUAAAACUGUUGUCAUAGCAACCAGCGUUACAAAAAAAGAAAAAAACCCCACAGGUCGCAAACCCUGGUAACACUGCAUGCUUAAUGUUGUGUCUUCUGAGCCUGUUUCUAGGGAUACAAAGCGAUCCUGUGUUCUCAGAGGAAGUUGCACACAUUGUGCCCUAAAGAAGGCCCUCAGGUGAAAGAGCGGAGCUAUGACGAACUAUCAGGUUUGGAGUUCAAUAACACUCACGUUUUGGUCCAAUCUGAAGCCAUGGAUUAAUCUCAAAGAAUCAGUUUCAUGCAACAAAAGCCCUUUUCAAUGGCACCUUUAUAUUUUUAUCAUUCCUUUUUCUUCAUUUCUCUGACCCCAAAGUCCUGUGAUGCCACAGAAAUGGAGCUAUCCAGCCAUUAAGCCAUGUUACAAGUCAAGGCAUGAAGUCCUAGGAAGCAUCAGGUGAAAAGCAAGAGACCAAAGAUUUGGUCCAGGACGAAAACGUCAGUGAUCCUCUGGACGGGGACCGGAGCAGCCAGUCGUGUGACAGCGUGAACAGUGGCAGACUUCAGAGCUCCAGCAGGCAUGGUACCCACUAAUGCCAAGAUGAGUUGGACUCUGAAAAACAAAAUUCUGUGGCUCCACUGUACUGAAUGAAAUUAAACUUUUGUUUGCAUGGACACAGAUUAGCUGAAUACUUAAAUUAUUUUCUUGGGGCUGCAACUUGCAAAAAAUAAAAAUAAAAAUCAGCCAUUUUCAACAAUUUAUAUUAUUUUUAAAAAUAAAUUUCACUAGUGCAUGGUUUUAAAAAAGGGAGAGAAUGCAACAGGGUGAUACAAAGACACACCAUGUUUAUUCUUUAAAGUAAUCAUAGUCUGUGUUUUGGCAGACAUUACAGAAGAAAAUACUUUCUAGAAAAUACUUAAAAUUCUCUUCAUGUGACAAAUAAGUAUAACAUAUUCAAUUUAUUUCCAUGUUAAAUAUACAAAUAUUAAAGUUCAAUAUGUGCAAAUUGUUCACAUCUUUCUUCCUCUAUCUCACUUUUCUUCUUCUCUCUCUUUUAAGCUUUUAUUUUCUUUCUCCCUACCAGAGUGAACAUUAUGCUAAAAAAUCACAAGUUUUUGACCUGAUACUCUCUUAUACCCCAUGUUUGAUUCAGAGCUGUAGAUGCUUCUGAAUCUCUGAAUUUCUCAAGGCGGGGAAAAAACUAAGAGCUUUCUUUAUUUCAAGCAUGUUGAAAAGGAUUUUGCAACAUGACUUGGGAGUACAUUAGAGCAAGUCAGCAUGUAUUUGAUAAAGAAGAUAUUUGAACUUUUGCAAUUUAUUGUACAGUGCAUGGUAAUUUUAUUUUCAUCUUCAAAGUUCAGUUUACAGGAAAAUCCUAAAAUCAUGUGGCCAUUGUAAUGUCUAAUUUGUUUUUAGCACCAGCAUUAUUCAUACAGGGGUUAAAGUAUUAUUUUUAGAAGGUCUUCGGUUUUGUGUUUUGUUUUCUAAUUAAUUAAAGCAUGAAGCAAUUCCUUUAGCCAAUUUCCAUUUACUAUGUGAAUAGAAACGCUAACAGUUUGGAGCCCUGAAACACAAGACUGUGUAUUAAUUCAUUUAUCCGUAGUAAAAUUCAAUUUUUCACAAAUUAUAUUUCUAAAGAAAUAUAGCAAACAUAAAUUUGCAACAGAUAAUUUUAAAGCUCCAAUUUUUAGGUGACUCAAAGAAAGUCAGUCUGCCUAUUUACAGUUCUUUGAUGCCAUCACCAAAAGUCUACACCCGAAUCCCCAAAAUCAAACCCCUGCCUUUGGUUUUACAGACAGUUAUUACCAUUGGGUGGUGCUGCAAGGUCAAAUUUCUCUUAAGUUCCCCGACUUAGGAGAAAAGUCACCGAGUAAUGUAAUAAACCACCCAUAUUUCUUUGUUUCUUUCUGUGCACUUUGAUAACACAUUCUUAUAGAUGGAUUUUAACUUCUUGCCACAACUUUUGAAAUCCACGUACAUACCAUUUGUUUAAGGCCACGCACAAAAAUUGCUCUCUUGUGUUCCUUUUUAAGUUCAGUGUUGACCAUUCAAAACUAUCAUGCUUGAUACGGUGCAAAAGUUAAAAAUGAGUAUCACUAAAAAUGCCUUCUCUUUAUGUGGUGCAAUACGAAAUACACCGGGACUGUGUCUUGACAUUCUGAGACCUACGAUGGACCCAGGUAAAGUUGAAAAGAAUGAAUAAAACUCUACGGAAAUAAUUUAGACACUUGUGUACCAGCAACAAUUGACUUACUAGACCUAUAGUGUCUAUACUCUCCCUUAGAAUAAACGUUUACCAUUUUCCUGAUACUAAGACGCAGUCACAUAAUCUUUUGUGCAUAUUCCUAUAUAAAUUAUUUCUAAUUUUAAUAAGAAGGACAUGACUGUAUGGAAUAUUUGUACAUACCUGUCAUUAUGCAGUAUUUAUUUUAACGUUGGUGUAUUUUUUUUUUUAAUUUUCACAUGUCUGCACCUCGACUUGUGGUUUAGUCAUGUAAAUAGCACUAUUCCAGUGACCACUGCUGCCCUGUACAUAGUAUGUUUUAAAAGUAAAGGGAAUUCCAGCUGGAAAAAAAAAAGGGCAGAUUAGUCCUGUAAUGAACACCAACUAAUGUAAAACUCAAAUUCAUUCUCGUGAUGGUAUUUAACACUUUAAAUAAAACAUUUUCUUUGCAGAUGUUG